UCUGUCCGUCCGUCCGUCCGGCUGCGUCCGGCUGUCUCUCCUCUCGACGAGAGUAGAGGCGCAAGCGCGCGCGCGUGUCCCGGGCGGAGGAGGCCGCGGCCAGAUGCCCGACGGUGCCGAGGUCCCGGCGCCCCGACGUCGCGAGGACCGUGGCCGGUGCGGCCCACCGCACCCAUGAGGAACAGGCCUCUCGUCAUGUGCGUCACGACGCCCCUCAGCGCCAGCAAGAUGCUGAAGGAGGCGAGGCCCACGGGGAACUCCCAGCACCACCAGCCGCCGAGGCCCCAGCAGCACACUUCCAUCAUGAUGGUCCGCAUGAUCGGCGACGAGUUUCUCACCGAGGAGCGAGAUCGGAAGUACUACGCUGACCACUACACCUGCUGCCCGCCGCCUCUUUUCAUCAUCCUCAUUACGCUCGUAGAGAUAGUUAUGUUAGUUUAUGGAAAAAAUAGUGUAACCGAUUUAAAAGAUAAAUGGUGGCCAAUAGGAGUCAAGAAUGGCCACGACCAUCACUGCGAAAAUAUACGUCGCACAUGA
Messenger RNA from Ceratosolen solmsi marchali, 537 nucleotides. RefSeq names its product rhomboid-related protein 2-like. NCBI's taxonomy places the organism in Eukaryota, Metazoa, Arthropoda, Insecta, Hymenoptera, Agaonidae. Gene Ontology annotation, molecular function: serine-type endopeptidase activity. Bases 175 to 537 code for a protein of 120 amino acids. The transcript has 3 exons. The record is from RefSeq and is a predicted model, not a curated record.